AUGGAUAAAACAAAUUGGACACCUGAAAAUAAAGUUGUCUGUAUUGAUGUAGAAAAUCGUCCACGAUUUCCAGCGAACGAACAGUUAGGGCAUAAUAUUGCAAUUGAAGGGUUGAGAAGUGACAAAUUAAAGUCUGUUAGUGCAGAUUUGUAUUCAUUUUCCAAUAGUAAUAGUAAUAAUUCAACUGCAGUUCGUAAUGAAUCGAUAAACCAAAUAUCUCCCUUCAAAUUAACAACUGCACAAUAUUUCUCUACAACUAUUAGAAAACAUCAUAAAUGUGUAGAAAUGGCUAUAAAAAAUAAAGAUAUGACAAAAGCUAUUCAUCAUAUUGAUCAGUGUAUUAAAAUGGCACCACAAAAUGCUAAGUUUUAUAUCGAACGCGCUGAAAUUUAUGUCAAGCUAUUCGAUUAUCAACAUGCAAUAAACGACUUACACUUGGCCUUAUCUUUAGGAUCAAAGUCACUAGACAGUAAAUCAAUCAAUGAAGAUUUAAAAAAUACUGAGUCAGAGUCACCAUCUUUCAUAUCUGUAAGUUUAAAUUGUACAGAAUAUGAAAAUGCUUUAUUAAUGACUGGUCAACUUCAUGUAAUUUAUGGAAAAACUUUAAAUAAUGAAGGAAAAUUGGAAGAAGCCUUGAAACAGUGUGAAUUAGGCAAGAACUUCAUUGAUCAAUAUGCUCAAAUGAAAAACUCAAUUAUUAAAUCAUCUAUUACACCAGGAAUAUUGAUAACAUUGAUGGAUGUGUUAAAAGUUUAUGAAUCAAUGAAACGGAAUAAUGAUUAUAUCGAUUUGAUAACAAAAUGUAUCAAUGAUUUAGAGAAAGAAAAUAUAGAAAUUCCAGAACAGAUACUAAUGGAAAAUGCCAUUUUAACAUCAAGAUUAUAUAUACCGCAAUUAUCCGAUCUAUUUUAUGCAAGAGCUUCUCUAUUAUCGAAACAAUAUGGUCAAUCAAUAACGCAAGCUUAUUAUGAUUUAAAGAAAGCAUUAUAUUAUUGUUCCAAUCAUUUAGAAAGUUCUCAUUUACUACAUCGACUUGAAAUGAUAUCUUCUAAGAAACAAGAAGAAGCAAUUGAAUUAAUGUUAAAAAAUCGUUUUCUCGAUUCAUUACAUUCAAUCAGUAUGGCAAUUUAUGCACAACCAGAAAAUAUUUCAUUAUAUUUUGAUAAAGGAGCAAUUUUACGAAAACUCGAUCGAUUAACUGAAUCCAUAGAUUGUAUUAUGCAAGGAAUCAAUUUAUUCAAUACAUUGAUGAAUAAGAGCGGUGAAAAAGACUCAGCUGAAUUAUAUCAAUUCGGCAGAAAUCAAUUAUUUCUUACCAUGAACUCCUAUGCUGUAAAGCUAUUAAAACAAGAGAAAUAUCAAGAGUCAAGUGAAUUAACCUGUCAACUUUUGAAAGUCGAUCCUAAAAAUUACAAAUUAUUAAUUUUAUCUGGAGAUUGUCAAUAUUUUAUGAAUAAUUAUGAGAAAUCACUGGAAGAUUAUGAAAAUGCAAAAUUAAUCAUUGGUAAAUUAUUCACUGAUUCCAAUCAUUGUAUUUGUAAUAAUAAUCUAAUGAAAAUUCCUGCAAGUAUUCAAUCGAUCAAUCAAAGAAUCUGUUUAACUUGUUAUCAGUUAAGUAAAAAUCGAAUUCAACAAAGCGAUUGGUCAGAUGCAUUGAACUAUUUAGAUUAUUGUAUUCGUUUAACACCAUUUCAAUCGGAAUUUUACAUGACACGAGCAUUAGUUCACUAUCAAUUAAAUCGUACUCAGCAUUCAUGGAAUGAUUUAUUAAUUUUUAUUUAUUUAAAUUUGAACGAUUGGGCAUUAUGUCAAAGAACCAACGGGAAAUGGUCUAACUAUCCAAUAUGGUAUCAAACAAUUGUAUAUAAUCGAUUUAUCGGGCAAGUUAAUGAACAAAUCGGUCCAUUAAUUCAUCGUCUCAUGCCGAAAUAUAUUGAUUUGGUGAAAGUUGCCAAUUCGGAGGAAUGUAAAUUGUGUUUAGUGAAAAAUUUACAAAAAAUAAUUCGCCAAAACAAAUGUGCUACAUGUCAACGAGCUAGUGAUGUUUCGACUACAAAAAUCCCUUAUCCCAGUAAAGAUAAUCAACAAACGUUUGAAAAUCCAAUUGACUGGUUACAUAAACAUCUAUCGUUUAAUUUGUUUGAAGAGUCUAACGAUAACAAAACUGUUCAAAUGCAAUGCUCAAAUUCGAAUGAUAUUACUCGGAAAAAAUUAAAUGAUGUAUGUGAAGAAGACUAUAAACAAAUCAAUGCUAAAAUUAAGCAAAUUCGUCAGAAAAAAUUUUCCAAACAAUGCCUGUAUACAAAAUGAACUGUGUUAUUUUAAAAAGUUACUGAGUGCUAUAAUGAUUAAA
Molecule: messenger RNA, 2353 nt
Organism: Schistosoma turkestanicum
Lineage: Eukaryota; Metazoa; Platyhelminthes; Trematoda; Strigeidida; Schistosomatidae
Source: the annotation of a GenBank genome assembly